CUAGCCGCCGGCGCGCAGUCAUCGCCUUUUCGCAGUGUCGUCGUCCCUGUUCGUCGUUGCGAGAGUGUUUGGGUGCGAACUUUUUGUUGCUUACACAUCGUUUUGCUGGACCGUUACUUCGGGCACACAUCUUUAUCAAAAUGCUCAUCAAAGUGAAGACUCUGACUGGCAAGGAGAUUGAGAUCGACAUUGAACCUACAGACAAAGUUGAGAGGAUCAAAGAGAGAGUUGAGGAAAAAGAAGGAAUUCCACCCCAGCAACAAAGACUUAUAUUUUCUGGCAAACAGAUGAACGAUGAGAAGACGGCACAAGAUUACAAGGUUCAAGGUGGAUCAGUAUUGCAUUUAGUCCUUGCCUUGAGAGGCGGUCUAUGAAACUCAUUUUUUUUACUAUAAAGCCAAAAUGACCACGUUCAGUGGCAACAACAACUUUGUUUUUUAACUCUAGGCUUUUGUAAAUAUAUUAAGAUGCUUAUGUCUAAGAAUACAAAGUAAUUUAAAUAAAAGUCACUUGAAUAAUAUGUUUUUUAAAAUGA
Messenger RNA from Trichogramma pretiosum, 535 nucleotides. RefSeq names its product NEDD8. Gene Ontology annotation, molecular function: protein tag activity; ubiquitin protein ligase binding. Bases 141 to 374 code for a protein of 77 amino acids. Gene Ontology annotation, biological process: protein neddylation; modification-dependent protein catabolic process; regulation of proteolysis. Lineage: Eukaryota; Metazoa; Arthropoda; Insecta; Hymenoptera; Trichogrammatidae. The transcript has 4 exons. Gene Ontology annotation, cellular component: cytoplasm; nucleus. The record is from RefSeq and is a predicted model, not a curated record.